AGAGAGUCCUAGCAAGAUCUCAAGUACAGAUGAAACGGCUAUAUGUCACUUUCUGUAGAAAUCCUGAUAAUACGCAGCAAUGGCGUCGAAUGGUGAACCCCCGCCACAGGGAACUAACGAACCAGUCUCUCCACCUGCAGUACCAGCAGGGCCCAGCAACUUCCAGGCACAAUGGCAACAAUUGCGUACUAAUUUCGAUCCAAACCUUCUUGCCGACCUGCGACGACGCGAACCCUCGGCCCAUUCGCUCUAUGAGAUCGAAACAAUUAUCAACGGGCUUUGCAGAAGUGUUCAGUGGGGUCACCAGCUGAACAGUCAAAUGGGACACGCUAUCGUCGAUUUCGAUGCGAUUCAAGAACGUGCGAGACAGUUUGUGGCCAACACUUCCCAGGCGACUAGGGAGAUGAGAAGGGAACUUGGUUGGAAUGUGCGAGAAUUCGACAUUUCUCUUCUUCGCCAGAUACGCCGCUCUUCGGCGCUCUCGCUCGUGCUUGGGGCUGGCGCGUCAAUGGCGGCCCCUUGCAAUGCUCCAAGCUGGCCAGCACUAGUGAAGCGUCUGCUGCGCCAGACAAUUGGCAGAGUCAUGGAGCUUUGGCUUCCCAGGCCUCAGGACUUGGAGCAGCUGCCUCCUGAGGCUCCACGAGGGCUUGUCAAUGAAAGGUUCAUCUCCAGGAACCCAGCAGGCCCCAACUGGACACCUACCUUUGACUACAGCCACGUCGGUCAGAAUGGCGUUCAGCGGAACUUUACGAUUGGUUAUUACAGAGAAUCAGCAAGAAGAUACAACGCUGACGAAGAGACGACCGCGGUUGAAGUUCUCCGGCGUAUUGAAGAGGCCCAGAGGAAUAAUCAAUCAGUUGAUGCUGAUAUCUUGAUGCGCGGCGCUGAUGUUUGUCACGAUCUUUGCGGACAGCGACUGUUUACCCUUAUGACAGCCAUGCUCUACGAGGGAGAUAGGAUGCCGAGCGAGACACAUCGCGCGAUCGCAAAAUUAGCACGGAGUCAGUUUGUUCCCGAAAGGCAGGACCACUUUAUGGGCUGGGACGGCAUCAUCACAUACAACUACGAUGAUUUCAUGGAGCAAGCACUUUCAGAUCUCCAGAUUCCCAGCGCCGCAAUUGCCAUGCGUGGAGACGAAAUAGCAGGUGAUCCGAACCGCUUCGCGAUAUCAGUCGGGCCAGGUGGGCUAUACCUCCCAGUGUACCAUCCGCAUGGGUAUACACCGAGAAGACCGUUCCUUAUAACAACAGUACCAUACGUCUUUGCCACAAGUGGCUAUCAGUCGCAAUAUGGGCAGUCCGUCUCAAAGGUCCUAGAACGCUUCAAGUCUGACUACCUGGAGAACCCUGUUCACGUGGCCUUGUAUGUUGGGUGUUCAUUCUCAGACAGGUACAUGAAUCAGUUGCUUCAAGAUGCCUUUGAAAGGUGGCCUGGCAGAUAUCAUUAUGCGCUGUUGCCGUGGCCUGGUGGUUUGGCCGACGAUCGGGAACCCUCUGGUCAAGAGAUUGAGCAGCGGUCUGAACAAUACCUCGCUAUGGGGAUCCGCCCCAUCUGGUUGAGGAAUUUUGGAGAGAUACCGCACAUUAUCUCGCAGCUCGAGUAGCAGCAUAGCUAAAGCUCAGGCCAAGUGCUGGAUUGGUAUCUUCGUCGCCGCGAGCCGCGCUGGCCAGUCGGCCAGCAACUACUAGGGCAAUCGGUUGCGCGUGCAAUCGUCAACCGCAACACGUCCGUCUUAUAGCCCUUGAUCUCACGCUGCACGGGCUCACUGCCGCGUUACCUGAUUGCAUCCGUCUCGGCAGGCUUCUUGUGGAUAUAGUACUGGAGCGCGGCCUCCAUUGUUGGCUUUUCCCCGACUCCGACCGAGACAAUAUUGAGGUCAGAGACGAGCUGUUCUCUCUCAGCCGUAGGGAUUUCUUGGAGCGACCUCCGUGAUUGUGAAAUUAUUAUCCUGUGUAAAAUAAGAGUAUAUGUACAAACCCUUAAACUGCUGAAAGUAAUGGAGAAAAAGUGCGUGAAAAUUAGGUAGUAGGUCAAGCCGGAGGAGUCAUCC
This is a messenger RNA of Aspergillus caelatus, 2050 nucleotides long. RefSeq names its product SIR2 family NAD-dependent protein deacylase. The transcript has 2 exons. The coding region runs from base 80 to 1603 and encodes 507 amino acids. The record is from RefSeq and is a predicted model, not a curated record. NCBI's taxonomy places the organism in Eukaryota, Fungi, Ascomycota, Eurotiomycetes, Eurotiales, Aspergillaceae.